AUACCGCGCGCUUCGAUAGUACUAAAGUAUGGCCGAAAGCGGACUCUUAUGUCUGCUAAAGACAAAAUAGCGAACGAUAGCAGCCGACGUAACAGCAGUGCAGCAGCAGUCGUUAGGUAUUAUUAUGUCUGAGUUAAAGAUAUUCUACUAUCUGUUCCUGCUGACACUAUUGGACGCGACAUCGCAAAUUCGGCCGUCGUUACACGGUCACAACAAUGCUUUCGUCCAGGAUGACAACAAUGUUCAAUAUCUUUUGGAUAAUAUGCCAAUAUCUAUGCAUAAGGAUUUUACUAAUACAGUACAUGUGGCGAGUGAUACUAUAUUGGACGAGGAUAAAAUGGAAGAUACACUGUCUCAUAUUUCUUUUGAACCAAGCAUUUUGGAUUUCAAAGAAAGACAACUUGGUAUUCCUCAUCAAAAAACUGUGAUCAUGUUUAACAAAGAUCACAAUAAAACUAUACAUCUUUCAUCAAUAUCUGGAAAUACACGUCAUUUCCAUUCAUCAUUUUUUCAAAAUAAAAUAAUUCCACCAUUAGGAAACACAACAUUCAAUGUUGUCUUCCUUGGUCGAGACGAAGGUGAUAUUGAUACACACCUUUUUAUACAUACAUCAGAUGGAACACUAAAGUAUCAGGUCAAAGGAAUAAGCAUCAGUAGUCCAUAUAGACUCAGACCUGUAGUUGAUGUCAAGUUACCAUUAAAUGCAUCUUUUACACCUCUUAUAUAUAUGCACAAUCCACAUCCGGAAACUUUACAAGUGAUGGAAGUGUACAGUAGUGGUGGAGAAUUUGAUUUAGAAUUGCCAUCAGGAGAGUCAGAAGGCACACGUGAAUUAUGGGAAAUUCUACCUUAUCAAACAAAGCCUGUCAUCAGAUUACGUUUUAAUGCUUAUACAGAAAAGAAUCAUACAGCAUAUGUUAGAUUUAAAGUGAAUAACACUGCGGAGAUCCUUGUUGUAGCAAUUGAAGUAGAAGUGAAAAGUGGAGCUGGUCUUCAUUGGGGUGGAAGUUCUGGAGUAAUUAAUUUAGGUAUGGGUGGUUCAUUGCAGCCACCCAUCCACCACCCUAUUACUUUGAAGAAUUCCGCAAAAAAAGCGAUUAAAGUUGUGAAUAUUAUAAAUACACCUGUAUCGAAAGCAUUAAAACUGCAUUUUGAGCCAGCGAUAAUUCCAGGAGAAACAGAUAUACCGAUCGCUAUUGGAAUGCUGGUUUAUGAUUGGAAAACUGGUUUGGACUUGCAACACUUUAAAGGCAAAUUGAUAAUAAAAGCAAUAGGUCCUGGCGGCUCUAAUCAGAAAUUAGCAAUUCCAUGGGUGGCUCAAGUGCUGCAAGGUGGAUUAGAAGUGAACGCAUCGAUUACUCAUUAUUGUUCUCCGCAAUCUAAUCAAGCUAGAAACUUUAGUGUGGUGAACAAAUUUAAAUUACCACUAGCUAUUACGAACGUCACGAUGUGUUCGAACGCGAAAUCGCUUUUUAUGAUAAAAGAUUUUACUCCUACAGUAAUAAAACCUGAGCAAAAGGUCAAUAUAUUUUCUUUACAACUUGCCAAAGAGCGAAAAGGUGAUAACGUAAAGAUGGAAUCUUCGAUAUUGAUACACUCCAAUGUGUCCGUAACUGAAGUCCCGCUAUUGAGUUAUGAUGGCAAAGUAAGAAAGAUAAUGCCGGGGGAGAAGGAAGAUGAUAUGGGUACCUUGAAUUUUGGUACUGUAGGAAGUGGUACUGAGAAUGAAGCAAUUUUUGCACUGGAGAAUCAAAACCCUGUCAACGUGGAGUUACAUGGCUGGGGUGUGAAUAUACCUGGUGCAGUUUUAGAAUUAAUAGGAUGUCAAAACGGUCCGGCGGAUUUGUUGGACAAGGAGUUUUUAAAUGUUACUGUUUGCAGCCAUUCUGGGAAUUAUAUAAAACCAGGUUUUUUAGCGAUCUUUAAGAUCAAAGUAAAGACGUCAAUGAUUGAAGAAGACACUAUUGUUGGCGAGGUUUUCGUCCGAACGACGUACGAGCGAUUUAUUUUGCCGGUGUAUAUGCGAGUCGCGCAUGGUAGAAUUUCCUUGAAGAAACUUACUUUUACAGAUUGCUUCCCUGGGACGAUUUGUAUGCAACAAGUAAAGGUGCAUUCCACAUUCUCGAGAUCAAUGGAAGUGACGCAUAUUGCACCCAUCAACAAAGAUGAUAGAAUCAAGUACAUCCCGCUGGAAGAAGCAACGAUGCCAAUCAUAUCUAAAGGCGAAAAUAAUGUUGGUUCGAUACAAAUUGAUCCUUCAGUGAUUUGCAAGCAACAUUGCUAUCUAGGUUUAUCAGUGGAUAGCAAUACAGGAAGUCAAUGGUUGAAUACAAUGAGCCUUCCCUCGCAUACUCGCGACACCGAUUUGAAUCUGUUAAACAUACGACACUCACGUUUUCUCAACUCCAUCAUGGAUGGCUCAUGGGAUAAUAUAACGAUGCAGCUGGACACGAGUGAAGUGCGCGGUCACAAGUUCUACGUGAACAUCAAACUAUACUGGCCCAGCCUGUUGGCCAGCUCCAGUAACAUAAAAAAUAAGAGUAUCUUGAUGUUUCCAUUGACUCAGGUCGGAAACACGUCGUACAGAGAGAUUAAACUGUACAAUCCGAGCACGAGUCCGCUGAUCGUACAAUUGGUCAUGGAUUGGAGCUAUCCUCAAGGAGCGCGCCUUUAUCACUCUUUGCCGAUAAAAUUUAAGCCCGUAUACAUGGAAUAUUCGUCCACGGUACCAGAGGAGUUCAAGUUGGAAGAAAAUGUGGACGAGCGAGAAUUGUUUGAGAAACAGUGGGGUGUAUCGGUAGCACCUCAGUCGCUUCCCUUAUAUUUAUAUCCUUUAGAAUCAAGGACAAUUCACGUGGCGUAUACACCUUUUGCGGCUUCGGCAUCGUCUGGUUUUUUAUAUAUUAGAAAUAAUAUGACUAUUUUAGAAGUUGUACGUAUGAUCGGCCGAGGCGCGAGCGCGCAAUUUAGAUUCGGGAAUCGCAAGCCAGGCUCGACUACGCCUUUGCUAUUUGAAUUGGCGGACAAGCAUCUUAAAGAUUGCGAACGAUAUCGUAGCAAACAUAUUACGCUCGCACCCGUUCUCACUACAAAGCGAUCUUUCAUGGCCAGAAAUACAGGCGAGCUACCGAUUAAGAUCUACGGUUUUUACAUCAAUGGCUUACCUUGUGAAGGUUAUGGUUUCAAAGUACUCGAUUGCGAAGCUUUCGAGCUGACUCCGAACGCCACCAAGAUGAUCGAGAUAGCGUUCACACCGGACUUUACUCUGUCGCGCGUGGAGCGAAAACUGUUGGUACUGACCAGUGUGGGACCGGAUAGUAGCGACGUAGAGAACGGUGUGGUGAUAUUUAAUUUACUGGCCAUUCUACCGACGUAUUCGUUAGAUUCGUGCGGAUCCGUGCUCGUUAGACCAUGGUGGGAGCUAGUAUGGCAGUGGAUUGCUACUGUCCUGUCAAUGGGAUUGAUAGUGUGCGUAUUCAUAGUCUCGAUUAUCGAUGCAGACCGAAUAUUGCGGGAAUCAUUGGUUGUUUACUCAAAGGAGAGCUCGGUACAACCGCCUCUGGACUUGGGGCUUUUCUCGACAGGACACGCUACGUCGCAAGUUGGCGUCAACGCCGUGACGAAAAAUGACAAGGUCGGAACAAGCGACGAGAAGAGCAAGACUGGUACAAAGGAUGAAACUUCUCCAGACAGGUCGUUGAUGAAUGUGAAAAAGUGUAAGGACAAGGAUCUACAGAAGGCAUUAAAAAUCCCAGACUGGUCAACUGACGAGGAGCGGAGAUUUAAGCUGGACACAGAAUCCAAAGAUUUGUUGUCCUUCAAACGAUGCGAGGAACAGUCUAACGCGGAUAAUAUCAUUGGUGUUGCGAGCGCUGUAACAUGCGGCACGAAGAAAAAAAACAAUAGAAAGCUAAGCAAUAUUCAUGAGACUCAAUCGGAUAACGCGCUGAAUGAUACACUCGCGGACGCUCAAUUAAUUCAAGAGAAAAAAUGCACCUUCAGUGCGGUUAUCAGAUCGAGUCCGACAUCAAACAAAAAGGGGAAAACUACGAUAACGACGACACAGUCGAGUGUCAAGGAAGAAUCUAAGUUAAUUGACCACGAAAUUCAAGUAGAAGCGGGAACGAUGAGUAAUAAUCGGACUACGAAAUCGGACAAUAAACGGAAGCAGACUAACAACACCGGAAACAACAGUAAUCCUAGUAAUCCCAUUGUGUUGAAAAAACUUGAGCCCACAAACACUCAAAAGGUUAUUCACCUUUCAGAGGAAGAGACCUCGUCCACGACAACAGAAAGUUCGACUCACGAUGAGACGACAUCGUGUAAAGUUUUUGACCAAUCGUGCGGAAAACAAGAGAAGCUUCAACGAAAGCCAAUAUCUAAGAAAAGUAAACCUCAAUCUAUUCCUACUGUGCCAUGCGUAGAUUAUAGAGAUAAUUAUGAAGGCGAUUGUGAUGACGAUGACUACGAUAAGGAGAGGCAGAAUAAUCCAAAUAGAUGGAAAACUAGUAUCGCUAGGUCCACCGUGAAACAUCAUGUUCAUACCUCGCGCACUGUUGAGUCAUCCUUUAAGUUACCACGUCAAAGUAAGAAUCCACCUCGGAAAGAAAAGUCUGUGCAGAAACGUCGAGGGACUGAUAAAACACAUGUAAAAGUAACUCCCGUAAACGACAAUGCGAACCAAAAAGAGGAUGUAACGCGCACCUCGGGAGCAAUCUCCUCCGUUCCAUUACCGCCUCCGCCCUCUUGUUGGGGCGAGAACAGAGCCAAGUUCAGCGACGUGGUGGCACGAAGUCAGGAGAUCGUCUCAUCGUUCUCCAAUUUAAAUCACGUACACAAGAAUCAGACGAGUACGUCAGGUCUGUCGACAGUGUUCGACACCGAUAUCAAGGAUACUCAAUAUGCUAAGCCACAGACAAUGCAAGAGUUAUUACAAACGCCAAAGGAGUACAAUCUAAUGUCAAAGCCGGCCUCUCUUUCUACCGUAUCUCUGGAUAAGGAUGAAAUAUUCAACCCGGAUCCCUUGAUUCCACAGUCGGAUACACAACAUUCGAACAGUUAUUUCAUCAAUACUUUCGUAGAAAAUCCCUUUGAACGUGAGUUAGUGCCGUAUGACGACCUACCAGAAACCGACGAGCUUUUGGUAGAAUUGGAAGCCCCCGAAGAGGAUACGCGAUGCCAACUAUGGGAAGAUACUAGUCCUAUGAUAAAUUUAUUAUCAGAUACAAACUCAGUUGCAAACGCAGGUGCAAACGCAUUUCAAUCAGAGUUGCCGAAAGCCAUGGAGAAACCAGUUUUGUCUGACUUGAAAGAUAAUUGGUCAACUGUCGAUAUGAAUUGGGAACCAUUGCACACCAGAGCAGCCGUUGGAGAAGAACGAAGUGGUAUGUGGGGAGUCAAUACGGGUGGUGUGUGGGCUGCAGCACCCUGGGGUGCCGCCGCUCCGCCUUUAAUGUCGCAAACGUUACAGUCUGAAACUCAAGAAAGAUCGGGAUUUGAUCCAUUUCAUUCGCUCAGCACAAUAUGGACGCCAUCAUCGUCAUGGACGACGGAAUCGUGGAGAACGAAAAGCGAAGACUAAUGACUGGAACUUGUUUUAUCUUGUGAUAUCGUAGACUUAUUUCCGACAAUUUCUUGGCGAAAAUCGAAAGUAACAGACAGUUUUAACUGCGGCAGCAUGAUGUGACCGAUAGCAUUGGAGAUCACGGAAUUUGUUACGUUUUGUUGCAACUACGCUUUGCAUACUAUGUGAUAUAUGUAAUUAUUAUUACGUUGUACGACAGUAAUCCUGGUGAAAUCUGUCAAACGAGUGAUUUUCGUAUAGUUUCUUAAACCAAAAUCUAGAGAAAGAGAAAUGUUACACUUAUUAUUUUCUAUUUCGUAAUUUAAACAUAUUGAGAUGCGAUACCUUAAAUUAUUGCGAGUGAGAUACGUUGUGCAUAUGCAGGAAUGAAUUACUAUAGAAAGUUUUUUUUGCUUGUAAACCGUGAACGAAAGAUAUAACUGGACUGAGCAUUACUUCUGCAAGGUACCAAUGACAAACUGAGAGUGUAGGUUAGAUAGUAAGAGAAAGUAACGCAGUAAGAGUUCCUUACUGUCGUUUCUCAUUAAUUAAACAUGCCAUUUUAUUUCCUUCACUACGAUCGCUUACGUACAUCAUGUGUAGGGAACAAAAUGACAGUAUCAAAUCGGAUUAUACUAUCGGACUAUACUAAUCGGAUACUAUCUCGCUCUUUCCGCCUCUUUUUGCUGGUAUCUCUUGUCCUGACUUUGUCUGGUUAUCUUUCAAACAUGGAGUGAACAUAAUUAAUUGACUACAUACGAUGGAGAUGGAAUAUAACAUGUGAAAUUGCAAAACGAAAAAGGGGAAAAAACAGAAAAAAAAUACAAUCUCAUGUUAAUCACAAAACUUGUUGAUUUAAAGAAACAAGUAUAUCGUUACACGUGGUUUAUGGAAAUUUCUAAUUUAAUACUCGACCAAAGAGAGAGUAUAUCCCUCCUUUCUUUCGCGACGAUUGUCUACGUGCGUAUGCAAAACAAGAGGAAAAA
Molecule: messenger RNA, 6549 nt
Organism: Odontomachus brunneus
Lineage: Eukaryota; Metazoa; Arthropoda; Insecta; Hymenoptera; Formicidae
Gene: Tmem131
Product: transmembrane protein 131
Exons: 23
Coding region: 125-5581 (1818 amino acids)
Cellular component (GO): membrane
Source: RefSeq, a predicted model, not a curated record